Gekko japonicus is the source of this 321-nucleotide messenger RNA. It is a transcript of the gene TBC1D32, whose product is annotated as TBC1 domain family member 32. The record is from RefSeq and is a predicted model, not a curated record. The coding region runs from base 1 to 321 and encodes 106 amino acids. The transcript is spliced from 2 exons. NCBI's taxonomy places the organism in Eukaryota, Metazoa, Chordata, Lepidosauria, Squamata, Gekkonidae.
AUGUCUCAUUUUUCUAGUGAAGAUGAAGCUGUUUUGCAAUCGAUGCUCAGACAGUUACUGCAAAGCGUCAAAGAGAAAAUUACAGGAGCACCAUCAGUUGAGUGUUCAGAAGAGAUUUUGCUGCAUUUGGAAGAAACUGAUGAAAACUUUCAUAAUUAUGAAUUUGUGAAAUAUCUUAGACAGUAUAUAAGUAGCACCCUGGGCUCUGUAAUAGAAGAAGAAACUGAGAAAUGUACGUCUGCACAAAAUCAGGGUGAAGGAACUGGCUAUGAUACACUUGUACAGCAUGUUACUAAAAAGACCCGAGAAUCAAAAGAGUGA